Vombatus ursinus (common wombat) is the source of this 2157-nucleotide messenger RNA. RefSeq names its product progestin and adipoQ receptor family member 4 (gene PAQR4). The transcript is spliced from 3 exons. The coding region runs from base 35 to 856 and encodes 273 amino acids. The record is from RefSeq and is a predicted model, not a curated record. NCBI's taxonomy places the organism in Eukaryota, Metazoa, Chordata, Mammalia, Diprotodontia, Vombatidae. Gene Ontology annotation, cellular component: membrane. Gene Ontology annotation, molecular function: signaling receptor activity.
GAGCCCCCGCGCUCCGGCCGGGUCAGGCCGGGCCAUGGCGUUCCUCUCGGGCCCGCGGCUGCUGGACUGGGCCAGCUCGCCCCCACACCUGCAAUUCAACAAGUUCGUCCUGACCGGCUACCGGCCGGCCAGCAGCGGCUCUGGCUGCCUGCGCAGCCUCUUCUACCUGCACAACGAGUUAGGCAACAUCUACACCCACGGCUUGGCCCUCCUGGGUUUCCUGGUGCUGCUGCCCCUGACCAUGCCCUGGGGACAGCUGGGAGGGGGCGGCUGGCUGGGGGGAACACACUGUGUGGCCUGCCUGGCGCCCCCUGCAGGCUCUGUGCUGUACCACCUCUUCAUGUGCCACCGUGGGGGUAGCCCUGUCUACGCCCGGCUCCUUGCCCUCGACAUGUGUGGGGUCUGCCUCGUCAACACCCUCGGGGCCCUACCCAUCAUCCAUUGUACCUUGGCCUGUCGACCUUGGCUGCGUCCAGCAGCCCUGGUGGGCUAUACUCUCUUAUCUGGGUUGGCAGGCUGGCGAGCCCUCACUGCCCCCUCAACUAGCGCCCGGCUUCGGGCCUUUGGCUGGCAGGCAGGAGCACGACUGCUAGUGUUUGGGGCUCGAGGGAUGGGGCUGGGAGCAGGAGCCCCAGGAUCCCUGCCCUGCUAUCUUCGAAUGGACGCAUUAGCAUUGCUUGGGGGGCUAGUGAACGUGGCCCGGCUGCCUGAACGCUGGGGGCCUGGUCGUUUUGACUACUGGGGUAAUUCCCAUCAAAUCAUGCAUCUGCUCAGUGUUGGCUCCAUCCUACAACUGCAUGCUGGUGUUGUACCUGAUCUGCUCUGGGCUGCCCGCCAUGCGUGUCCCACGGACUGAGCUGUUUUUUUUAAUCUGCAAAAAAAUGCUCCCAUUCCUUGAAGCUGUAGAAGGUUCCUUUUUUCCUUCAAGGCCCCCCAAAAUCUAUGGCCUUGUUUUUCCCUAGGUCUCCCUUUUCAGGUCUAUGGAGCUUUCACAUGUUGCCUAAUCAUGAGCUCUUCUUUAGAGUACCAAAGGUUCUCAUUUGAGUUCCCUAAAUUUAUACACUUUUUCUUCUUCAGGACUGUAGAGGGCUGUCCCACUCCAUAGAAUUCAUUACUUUUUUUAUCUACUCCAGAAUAUGUUCUCACAGCCUGUCAUGUUUUCUAGAGCUAUUUCUGUGAUGACAGCUCACUCCAAGAGGUAGUAUGAUGUGACUAAAUGACUGACAGCAUCAGGAGACAAUGGAUUAUAGUCCUCCACUAUUCUACUAUCCUGUACUGUGACCUGAGACAAGUCAUAGGGCCUUGGGUCCCUUAUCUGUAAAAUGAGGGGCAAGCUAUGUUUUAUAAUUCUGCAACUGAGCUUUCAUCUAGGUUUCCAACUCUAGAUGUCUGCAUAUAUGCCACCCCUUCUCAGAGCCAGUAAUCAAUAACCUUACCUGUUAUCUCAACCCCUUUUGUUCUCCACUAAAUUGGAUGGGGAGCAGUGAAGGACUCCCCAACUCCUCCAGUAUCUGGUGGCCUUAAGCACCACCUCUCAGAAAGCAUUUGCACAACUAAAGUCUCCUUCCCUGGCAUGUUCGCCCCUUAUAUUUAACUUUGUACAAGCUCCACCUCUAAGAUUUUUCCCUUCCCUCUCUCCCCCUAAAACCUCCCCUACACACAAACAACCAUGGAAUUAAGGAUACCAAACACCAAGAUGUCUGCUUCUUGCACAAGGCCUCUUUGCACAAGGAUUGGGCCAGGGUGGUCCCUGCAGAAGAAAAUUCAGCUUCUUACAAAGACUAUCACAACCACUCCUAAACUAGGGCAAAAGACUAGUUCUCUGGUCCAAGAAUUCAGGCUUUUUCUACUCGGCAUAAGAUGGAUCCAGAGGGUUUUUAAAUGCACAAGCAAACUUUAAGCCUCACCUGUGGACUGAAACUGCCCAGGUCUAAACUCCUGCACUUUUUGCCUGAGGAUGGUGCUCUUUGACUGUUGGACUUGUAAGAUUGGAAACCUCUCCAUUCCUGACAAAGAUGCAACUCCAAUCUCCAGUCUUCUUGUAUGAGGAUGCUGGCCUUUUGGAACAGAAAUGUCUCCCACCCUAGACCUUAUCUUUGGGGUUGGUAGAACCAAGGAUAAAAUCAAUAAAUGGAGCAGGAUGAGCUGAUCAGGAAA